Molecule: messenger RNA, 1809 nt
Organism: Pangasianodon hypophthalmus (striped catfish)
Lineage: Eukaryota; Metazoa; Chordata; Actinopteri; Siluriformes; Pangasiidae
Gene: srsf6b
Product: serine and arginine rich splicing factor 6b
Exons: 6
Coding region: 124-1191 (355 amino acids)
Biological process (GO): mRNA splice site recognition; alternative mRNA splicing, via spliceosome
Cellular component (GO): nucleus; ribonucleoprotein complex; cytoplasm
Molecular function (GO): mRNA binding
Source: RefSeq, a predicted model, not a curated record
GGGGAUCCGUUUUAUCCUCACGGACGUGGUGGAAGACGGUAUUGUCGUGAAGGGGACGUGAAGGAAAUCUUAUUUUUUAAGAAAUCAAGUUUAUUGGUUUGGACUAGAAAGUAAAGUGGAAGAAUGCCUCGUGUAUACGUAGGCAGGCUGAGCUAUCAUGUCCGCGAAAAGGACAUCCAGAGGUUCUUCAGCGGUUAUGGAAAGCUGCUGGAGAUUGAUUUGAAAAACGGGUACGGUUUUGUGGAGUUUGAGGAUACCCGUGACGCUGACGAUGCCGUGUACGAACUGAACGGCAAAGAGCUGUGUGGCGAGCGCGUGGUGGUCGAGCACGCCAGGGGGCCCCGUCGGGACCGGGAUGGAUAUGGUGGGGGUCAUUGGGGUUCUGGGCGCAGUAGUAGUGGUUACAGCAGCAGGAGCCGCUCUGGCAGAGACAAAUACGGGCCGCCUGUCCGCACUGAGUACCGGCUCAUUGUGGAGAACUUGUCCAGUCGCUGCAGCUGGCAGGACCUGAAGGACUUCAUGCGGCAGGCCGGUGAGGUGACCUACGCCGACGCCCACAAGGAACGGACAAACGAAGGCGUGAUCGAGUUUCGCUCCUACUCUGAUAUGAAGAGAGCCCUGGACAAGCUGGAUGGCACUGACAUCAACGGGAGGAAAAUCCGUCUGGUGGAGGAUAAACCCAAACGGCGCCGCUCGUACUCGGGCAGCAGGUCCAGGUCCCGCAGCAGACGCCGCUCUCGCAGCAGGAGCCGUAGGAGCAGGAGCUCACGAAGCCGCUCGAGGUCUCGCUCUCGAUCCCGAUCCCGCAGCAAGCGCCGCUCCCACUCCAGGUCCAAGAGAAAGUCCCACUCCAAGUCUCCAGCUAAAUCCCGUUCCAAGAAGUCCCGCUCUCGUUCUCGCUCCCGCAAGUCUCGCAGCCGAUCAACAAGCCGCAAGUCGCGCUCCAAGAGCCAUUCAAAGCCCCGAUCUGAGCGCGGCUCUCGCAGCCGUUCCAAGGAGAAGUCAGUGAGCAAGAAAUCACGCAGCCGCUCCGCCUCACCGAUGGAGAACGGAGACAAGAAAUCCGCCUCGCGUUCUCCUUCUCCGCAUGAGGAUCGCCACCGCUCCAAAUCGCCCUCAAAGCGGUCGCCAUCUCGCUCUCCUUCUCGGUCCAAAUCUCGCUCACGCUCCAGAUCUGCCUCGCAGGACUGAGCCUGAGAGGCUGGGAGACUGAAUGUGUGCCGUUUUGUAGCUCUGAAAGUCAGCACUUGAUACAAAGGUGCAUCACAUUUAGAUCAGAUCGUAUAUGUUUGACAUUGCAUGAGAACUAAAGGGCUGAAUUGUAAAUAUCGAAUGGGUACCAGAUUUGUAAAUGAAUCUUCAGUAGCCGCCGUCGCCGCUCCCCCACCCCCCCUUUUUUAAAAUGGCUAUUAGCUCUGAUUUUUCACACGCAUUGCCUGUACUGCAGCUAUUCCAUCAGCCGUCAUACUGACUGGAAAAACCUUUCUUACACCUGAGUGAUUGACGAAUAAACAAAGGCUUGUGUUGCUUUUUGGCUAAAGUGUAAUAUUUUGAUUUUGAUGACACUCGAGCUGAUUUACUUGCCUGCCUACAUGUUUGAGUAUUGUGAAAUGGUUUAGUCGUAGUGAUUUGUGAUUUGCUACACACACAUUGCUGUACAGAAACUGAUCUUUUUUUUUUUUUUCUUAUUGGUGCUUUUGGCUUUUUUGCUUCAAAUUGUAAGAGUCCCACACUGUGUGUUUUCAGUUUUAAACUGGUGUCUUGGGUGUCUUCUGCAAUAUUUUAGUUAAAUAAACUUGAUUGAUUUUU